CAAACAUGGCUGCGUCCUUCCCUGGCUGUCGCCCAAAUCUCUGUUAAAAGAUGUAAACAUGAGCUGCGUGCUGAGGUUACUGACACAGUGAGUUUGUUCAGGAUUAAAGGAGAAAACUGGAGCUUCUGACAACAUGGAGAGACGAGAGUUUAUCGCAUCGCUUGUGGCUGGAGGUUGUGCAGGCAUGUGCGUCGAUCUCACGCUCUUCCCUCUGGACACCAUUAAGACGCGUUUACAGAGUCAGCAGGGCUUCCACAAGGCCGGGGGAUUCAGGGGCAUCUACGCCGGCGUGCCCUCUGCUGCUGUGGGAUCUUUUCCAAACGCUGCUGCGUUUUUCGUCACGUAUGAAAGCAUGAAGUCUGUGCUGUCCAGCUGUUUCUCCGCACGAAUGGCUCCAGUCACGCACAUGCUCGCAGCUUCACUUGGAGAAAUCGUUGCGUGUCUGAUCAGAGUCCCGACGGAAGUGGUGAAGCAGAGAACUCAGGCCUCGCCCUCUCUCCACACACACCAGGUCCUGCUAGCCACACUGCGUGGGGAGGGGGUACGGGGACUCUACAGGGGAUUUGGCAGUACGGUACUCCGAGAGAUCCCGUUCUCUUUUGUGCAGUUUCCUCUCUGGGAAUAUUUAAAGACUCUGUGGUGGAGGAGGCAGGGGGAACGGCUGGACUCUUGGCAAGCUGCAGUGUGUGGAGCUGUUGCAGGCGGGGUAGCGGCGUUCGUUACGACCCCUCUGGAUGUGGCCAAGACAAGGAUAAUGCUGGCUAAGGCUGGUACUUCAACAGCCAGUGGAAACAUCCCUCGAGUUCUGUACGAGGUGUGGAAGUGUCGAGGCGUGUUUGGACUCUUCGCCGGUAGCAUCCCCAGGAUGACCUUCAUCAGCAUGGGUGGUUUCAUCUUCCUCGGAGCCUACGAGAAAGUGCGCCGCAUGCUCCUAUAAGACUCUUGACCUUCAUGUCGGCCAUAAAUCUGUUCUCAAACCUGAAGCAGCCAUUCUACCAGCUUAAAGGUCUUGUCCAGGAGCGCUGGCACUUGAGGACUCGCCACCGGAUUGCGGUACCCUGGAAUUUACGUUCCUGACUAUCAAGAAUCAGCUUCCCAACUUUCAGGUAUUUGACCCAGUGGUUGUAUUUCAGACAGCACUGCUGCCAUGAUCAUGUUUGGCUGGAAGUGUGCUGGUGCUGCACAUGUUAAGAAUUAUUAAAGAGUUUCAUCAGAAAGAAUUUUUUUUUCCUGCUUUUAAAUGACUGCAGUAUAACUGUACCCUGCUUCCUUUUCUUUCCAAACAUCAAAGCGUCCAGUAGGUUGCACUGUUUUAACGCCAGCAUUUUCCAGUGCAUUAUGGGAUAUCAACACCAUGCGUUUACGCAUGACGACAGAAUGGGAAAUCUCGAAAUUGGUGCACGAUAUCGUGAACAGGGUGCAGAAUCCGAGUUCCUAUUCAGUCGUGUUUUGGAUUGGAGUUGGAGUGUAAACCAGCUCUUGUGAGCUUUGUUCUUCAAGUUAAGCUUUGUGUAAGAAAAGAAUUGUUUAAGAUGAGAGCUCCUAUCUGGAUGAAUCUUUUAAAAAAAAAAAAAAUGAAUGUCAUCAAGUGAAGAUCCUAAUUUACAACAUGUCUUGAUAUUGCAUCAUGGAAAGGAGUCUUCAUGACUUCUUCACUUUGUACUACUGUUGAAUGUUUAGCAGCUAAUUAAACGUUAACGAGAUUCUACUGUCUGUGAGAAUUCACACCAGUGCUGGGUUAUCCAUUUUCUAAACUUGUUUAUCAUCCAGAAUUCUACGUUUUUCCCACUUAUGAAUGUGAGACUUUGCUGGAUGUCUGGGAAUAAUUGAUAUUUCAUGGCUUCCAUCAGCCUUUACAGUAAAUGCAACUUGACGGAAGCCAAAGUAAAUGUUUUGAGCAGUUUUUUGGGGGGUCGGUUUACUCAUUUAUUGGUAAUUAAGUAAAAAAAAAUGUUUUUUUUUUUUCCAUCAGAUUCCUAAUUAUUAGUAUUUCCAGAUGUGUUUAUUGCUGAUGAGACUGUAACGUUACUCAAAAUGAACGCUUUAUGAAAAGUAAGUGCACUUGUUUGGUGAAGCUGGAAGACUAUAAGCUGAGCUUUGUCGUCCAGUUGGUAUUCGAUAGUGUGAGUAUUUCAUGGUGAUCCAGAUCAUCCUGGAUUUUCUUCCCAAUAAAAUCAACCGUCUCAAAUGUU
This is a messenger RNA of Neoarius graeffei (lesser salmon catfish), 2192 nucleotides long. RefSeq names its product solute carrier family 25 member 26 (gene slc25a26). Gene Ontology annotation, cellular component: mitochondrial inner membrane. Gene Ontology annotation, molecular function: S-adenosyl-L-methionine transmembrane transporter activity. NCBI's taxonomy places the organism in Eukaryota, Metazoa, Chordata, Actinopteri, Siluriformes, Ariidae. The coding region runs from base 134 to 937 and encodes 267 amino acids. Gene Ontology annotation, biological process: transmembrane transport. The transcript has 10 exons. The record is from RefSeq and is a predicted model, not a curated record.